Molecule: messenger RNA, 756 nt
Organism: Parnassius mnemosyne (clouded apollo)
Lineage: Eukaryota; Metazoa; Arthropoda; Insecta; Lepidoptera; Papilionidae
Source: the annotation of a GenBank genome assembly
AUGUCGGAUGAAGAUAAUAAGACAUCACAAAGUAAAAGUAAUGGUGAUACAAAAAGUAAGAAAGAAGAAGCCUGGGGCUAUGACUUGUACCCCGAAAGACGGGGCACAUUUUCACGUAAAAUUACCAAUGUACUUAUUGGAAAAGAAGGAAAAGAAGGCAUUGAAAAGUUUAAAUGCGAAAAAAAUGUUUACCAUUGUGUAAAAAAUAGUCCUAUAGUAAAGGUGAUGAUGGCUGCUCUUAAAAGUUCUGGUUGCCCUGUUGACAUUCGGAGACAUAUAUCUUGUGAGGUAUGUGAUUAUUCAGUUAGUGGAGGCUAUGAUCCAGAGUUAAAUCAGAUUGUGGUGUGUCAAAAUGUUUCAACAAGAAAGGGGAUGGUGCAAGGGGUACUAGCUCAUGAGAUGAUACACAUGUUUGAUUACUGUCGCAAUGAAUUGGAUUUUAAAAACAUGGAACAUCUGGCGUGCACUGAAAUCCGCGCUGCUAACCUCACUCACUGCUCAUUUGCUAGCGCCUGGUCUCAGGGAGACGCUUCUUGGACAAGGAUAAAACAGGCGCAUCAGGACUGCGUGAAAACGAAGGCUCUUUACUCGGUAUUGGCGGUUCGUCAAAUCGGCAAAGCUGAAGCUGUUGAUAUAAUUGAGAAGGUGUUCCCGAAAUGUUAUGCUGACUUAGAGCCAAUAGGAAGACGGAUUAGAAGAAACUCUGAUGAUAUGCUCCGUGCAUUUAAGGAAGCUGCAUAUUAUGGCUAUGAGUAA